UUUUUCAUUUUUGACAUUUGCGGAAUGAUGUGCUAGACAAUCCAAAUUUUCAGUUUUCAUCUAGUUUCAAAUUAUUAUGAGUCUACCAGAUACCGACAAAAGCGAUACGGAUAUUAGUUCGAAUCCAUCGUGGAGUGUCAUUGGAGAAACCGACGAUUCUCGCCAGGAUUCCUUGCAAAACAUCGUGAUACAACCCGACAUUGACAACACCCAUGGAUUAGAUGAAGAAAACAGAGCUAGUGAUAUCGACAGCUCGUUUAUAACAAUACCAGAAGAUGCGGCAUGGACGAUAGAUCCAAACGACCAUGUUCCACCAGCGAGAAAAUUGAAGAAAAAUAAGUCCAAGACGAUCUACUCUGAGCCUUUAAGCAUAGUGACAAUCAUAGCUUCAAUACUGACUAUAACAGGUAUCACCAUCCUUUGUAUGCUAUUUCCUCAAGAUAUCGACACUCAAUCUCACGAACAAGUACACAAAGCGUAUGUUGAGGUAGUCAGUAGGACAGAUAAGACUAUACCUGAGGUUAUCAAUAAGACUUCUGAAGUGCUGAAAGUCGUAGCUGAAACUAAUUUAUUGGACAAGAUACAUGAUAGAUUAGAAUGUGAUGAUGGCGGAGAGUGCAGCAAGGAAGAUGAUACUUGUCCAGCAGAUGGUGAAGCGACGGAUUCAGACACAGACCAUGAUGGCUUUGACCAUUUUCCAGGUAAAAGGGAGAAGAAAGGCUCUUGGAAGAAAACAAGAUCUAAAUUGACUCCGAAGAAAUCUAAAAAGCAGGACGGUGUUUCCAACAACACCAAAGAAAGCACGAAAACUGAGAUGACUUCACAUCCCCAAAAAGUGCAUGAGGUAAAUAAUGUAACCAAACUCGUUGAGCAGACCUCAAGCGUCAAUGCGCGAUCUCAGUCUAACGCAGUUAAUAACAAGACAAGUUCACUUAAAACUUACAAAAAGGUAAUGGAUAGGCAAACGAAAGAUCUUGUUAAAGAAACAAAUGAAUUACUUGUUUCUACGAUGAACGAAACGUCUAAUCGACCUCAAUCCGCGCCUUUCUCAAAUAAAAAAGUUACAAAAAAGGUGGAUCCAACCAAAGAGCCUGCUCUUGAUCUAAUCAGGCUAAUGACAAACGGAACUGGACGCCACCAAGAAAUUGAGGAACUAAGAAAAAGACGGGAGUGCGCUGGAAACGACUACAGGCGGAGAAUAGAUCUCAUAAAGCAGGAAUUCAGAGAUGAGGUAAUGCCAACUAGAUAUAUUGAUUUUUCGCAAAGAUCCCAAAAGAUACGAAUGAUCAGGCAAAAAUAUGUAGCAUUUCUGAAGAUGCAUAGAGAGAGAUAUCUUGCUCAGUUGAGGAGGUACAGAGAAGAUAAACAGAAACUAGUCGAUGAGAUUUGUCUUAGAGUUCAAGAAAGCACCAACCAGAAGGAUGCCUCAGUUGGCAACUAUGCAGUCUUGCUUGAUGGGUAUGAUUUCCGUCAGACUUUGAAGAACCUAGCUUGCAAUGAAGCCUCGUCCGGAAUCAGCCACAUGGAGAACUUGAUGUCAAUUAGGGAUACUGCAGAGGAUUCGGUGAAAUAUCAGUCAGCAGACCAUAAACUUUCAGAGAUAGGAUCAGCAUCUAGAAGUCAAAACUUAAAUGUUAUGGCUAACUACUCAACCAAGCAUCACAGCGGGUCAAAGACCAGCUUAAAGAAGAAACCAAGCGACAAAAAUAACGAAAAACUGGCUCAUAUUGUUGAGUGUCCUUUGGUAGAAGAAGUUGUUGGAAAUAUGAUGUCUAACCUGUCGCAGCUCAGUACUAGCUUUUCUAACUUAAACGACAGAAUUAGCAAGUCUAAUGCGAUGCUAGAUUCAGGGUUUGCUGAGCAGACUGGAUCUAAUUCAAAGAUAGAGGAAAAUAGUAAUGAUAGUAGUUCUGGACAACAAAAAAAGGAGUCAAUCAUACAAAUUAGGAACGAACACUUGAAAAAAGGUGACACUUGGUUGGAGUCGGAAGAGCCUCACUCAAUUGACAAGUCGAGCUUAGGAAAGAAGACCGAAGAACUGGAUACGAAGAAGAGCCUUGCCAAUCAAAGGAUAACGAUCAAAACACCUACCGAAAUGCUUAAAGAAGACCUAAUAAACAACAAUAAUAUUGAUGCAAAGAAAGACACGGAUGAUGCAGAGCUAGAAGAAGGCAAGAAGGACGGUGACAAUUUAAAGGCCCAGAGGUGGAGGUACAAAACACCUUCUGAAUUUUCGGAAGAACACAUUAAAGAUGGUCAUUUGGAUAACUGGGAUGCCAGAAACAGACUUGUAGUACCUACAAAAUGGAGGGAGAGGAUGAGCAUUAUACAAAUGAGCAAUGAAGACCACAAAAAAGGUGAUACCUUGUUAGAAUCAGAAGUGUCGAAUAAGAAAGAAACGUCAGAAGAAGAUACGGCAGAGGAGGAUCUUCCUCAAGGUCAAUUCAAGGUUGUGACUAAAAGGGAAGGAAGGAAGAGGGAUAUCUAUGAAGCAGCAUUUGAUGAAAAUGGGCAGAAAAUAAAAGAAAAAGAAAUUACGAGAUGGGGAUUGCAGAAAAGGAUGAGGUCACCACAGUCCUUUGUUUUUAGCAAGCAGGAUCCGAAGACGGUGGUUAAAGAAAAGUUUUCAUUUAAGGGACAGUUGUAGAUCAUAGAAUGUAGAUAGCGGGUCAAUAAAUGGUUGAUGAAUAGUAUGUG
Messenger RNA from Acanthoscelides obtectus, 2697 nucleotides. The record is from the annotation of a GenBank genome assembly. NCBI's taxonomy places the organism in Eukaryota, Metazoa, Arthropoda, Insecta, Coleoptera, Chrysomelidae.